CAACAUGCGGUGGUUCCUACUAGUAUGCUUAGUGGGGGUUGCAAGAGGACAUCCCACCGAGGCACCAAAAGAGGGGGAGAAGGGCUUCAUUGACUGGAUUAACAGCAUCCUGGGAACCCCCACCACCACCACGCUGCGUCCUACGCAGGACCCUCCGGAUGACUGCCCCUCUUGCCAAUGCGGGGUACCGACACGCUCGCGCAUCGUCGGCGGCUACGAGACCAAGGUCCUGGAGCUGCCUUGGAUGGCGGCGCUCAUGUACAACGGCCGCUUCUACUGCGGCGGCUCGCUCAUCAACGACUUCUACAUCUUGACCGCCGCCCACUGCACCAGCGGAUUCCGUAAGGAGCGAAUAACCGUGCGUUUGCUAGAGCACGACCGCUCCAUGCCCAACGAGACGAAGACCAUCGACCGCGGCGUGCAGGCCAUCAUCCGCCACCUGCGCUACAAUCCGGGCACCUACGACAACGACAUCGCCUUGUUGAAGCUUGAUCAGAGGGUAGAUCUCAGCAAAGCCGUGAAACGUCUGCGCAACGAUCCCGAGAGCUCAGGCGAGGAGGGCAACGACGAGGAGGAUCAGCCGGGGCUGCGGCCCGUAUGUCUCGCGAGUCCCGGCCUGUCCUACUCCAACUACUCAGGUCUGGCCUCCGGCUGGGGCACCACUACGGAGGGCGGAUCCGUCUCUAAUUCCUUGCAGGAGGUGUCCGUGCCCAUAAUCUCGAACGCAGAGUGCCGAAAGACGGCAUACAAGCAGCGAAUCACGGACAACAUGCUAUGCGCAGGCGAACCCGAGGGUGGGCGGGACGCCUGCCAAGGCGACUCAGGCGGCCCGCUGCACAUUCUCAACACGGACAACAACGUUCUACAGGAAGUCGGUAUCGUGUCGUGGGGCGAGGGCUGCGCGCGGCCGGACCGGCCCGGCGUGUACACGCGCGUCAACCGCUACCUCACCUGGAUACGCAGCAAUACGCGCGACGCCUGCUACUGCAAGGACUAGUAUGCAGACCUACCAAGUCCAUCUGAGAGAAUAUGAUAAAAAAUCUUACCUUAGAGGAAAUAUCCUCCUGUCACAUACCUAAACAUGAGAGGAGGAAAAUAUGUAACUCAUACAGUAGCUGUACCAGCUAUUCAUUGAUAAAUAGGCCAAUUGUUUUACAAUAAUUGUAUUCAUUAGUAAAUUGAAUUAGUUUUCCCUUUCCUACAUAUUUUGUAAUUUUUUAAAUUUUGGGUCUGUUUUAUUUGUACUUUCCUCUUGGAGGUUUGAUUUUGUAAGUUUGAUAGUUAGGCAAUCUUUAUGUGGGUUGAUCACAGUGUCUAUAAGCCGUAUACUGUUUUGUAAUAAAGCUCUCUAUUUAAAUGUAUUUAUUAAGUAAUAAUUAAAUUAUGGAAUGUUAA
This is a messenger RNA of Cydia fagiglandana, 1395 nucleotides long. It is a transcript of the gene P37k, whose product is annotated as trypsin-like. Bases 5 to 997 code for a protein of 330 amino acids. Gene Ontology annotation, molecular function: serine-type endopeptidase activity. The transcript has 6 exons. The record is from RefSeq and is a predicted model, not a curated record. Lineage: Eukaryota; Metazoa; Arthropoda; Insecta; Lepidoptera; Tortricidae. Gene Ontology annotation, biological process: proteolysis.